Messenger RNA from Engraulis encrasicolus (European anchovy), 1550 nucleotides. Its product is annotated as PEST proteolytic signal-containing nuclear protein-like. The transcript is spliced from 5 exons. Gene Ontology annotation, cellular component: nucleus. Gene Ontology annotation, biological process: protein ubiquitination; proteasome-mediated ubiquitin-dependent protein catabolic process. Bases 145 to 648 code for a protein of 167 amino acids. The record is from RefSeq and is a predicted model, not a curated record. Lineage: Eukaryota; Metazoa; Chordata; Actinopteri; Clupeiformes; Engraulidae.
GCACAUAUGCGCAUGCGAGCAUGCGCGAUUCUCAUCAGGCGUACACUUACAUACGGUUGCGACAACUGUCCAUGCAGGGAAGUGAAGAAAUGUGUCGGUGAACAGAACGGCGCCGUUAAUAAACGAUGAGGAACGUCUUCUAAUAUGGCGGAGAGACAUAUCGCUACAAAGUCGGCCGUGGAGGACCAAGCAGGACCGGGGAAGGGAGGCAAUGUGAAAACUAAGACUGUCUCUUCCAGUAUCGGCACAAGAGGAGAGGGAUUUUCUGCCAAACGGCCGGGCCAGGACGACUCGGAGCAGGAGCCGACACCCCCAAAAGUGGCAAAGGCAGGAUUCAGCUUCAGCCAACCGUUGAAAAAACCUUCCCCAAUCUCAAUUAAAUUAGGAGGAACUACUAAAGUAAAAGAGACGGUGCCAUCAUUGCCAGCAAAAAAAAUCGCAGCUGUUUUCAACGACGACGAUGAUGAUAGUGAACCAGAAGAGAUGCCACCCGAAGCCAAGAUGAGGAUGAAGAACAUUGGCAGGGAGACUCCAACAUCAGCAGGACCCAAUUCUUUCAACAAAGGGAAGCAAGGGUUCUCUGAUCACCAGAAGCUGUGGGAGCGCAAACUGAAAGCUCAGACUGACCAGGGGCCCAGUAGUCCUUAGUCAUUCUACCUGAAAAACUUGGUAACACUUUAUUUAAUCUAAAAGGUAACACUUAAGAAUAACAGUCCCUUACAAGCCUUUAUUGACACAUUAUUAACAUAUUUUAAUGAACUAAUUAUAGACAACACAUUUAAAGUGUUUGUUAAUGAGUAAGAACCAACCUACAUUUACACAGCAGAGUUGGAAUCUGCUCCUGCCGGAUACCUUUGCUGCUUGUUUGUCUGUCGGACACUUCUACAUCCAGUCUUUUUGCUCUUUGGAGAACAAACUUCGAGGUCUGCUGCAGCCGUAUUGUCUAUUGUGUUAAAAUAGUAUUUCUUACUAAUUUAAACAUUUGUGUUGUUGAUUAUUAGUUCAUUAUUCACAAAGUGUUUAUAAAGCUUCUUAGUGACUGUUUUUCUGAAGUGUAACCAUUUAAAAGGGUAUAUACAUAAGGGUGCAUCCAGCAUGCAAAUGACAUGACUUAUGUUAGGAACAUUAAUCCUGACCAUCCAUGGUUGGGGCCAAUAAUGUGUCGUUAAUCCUGACAUGAAUUGUGUCAUAAUUAUGAUGGCUACAUGGGUCCCUUAUGAAGACCCCUUCAAAGAAAGCGUUACCUAAAAGACUCGUUAUGCUUUAUGGGAGUGUAAUUGUAAAUAAUUAGCAGGACAUUUUGGUGUUGCAUGUAUCUGUUCUGUUACUUUUCCUUAAUUGUACUAAGGCUUCUACUCAUAUUCAACUCGUAUUGUGUUCUUUUUUUUAAGUGUCAGAAUUUAUAAGCAACCAGUUUGUCCACCUCUCAAGGAGUUUUGAAAAUUUGCCAAUUUGCUGAAAGUGGAAAUAAAGCUAUCCAUGUUCUGUACAACAAUUGUUUAGUCUUCAAUUAUUGUGCUAUUAAAAAUAAAUAAUGAGAAAUUUUGAUA